CGUCAUGCGGAAGCGUCUCGCGGAGCUGAUUAUCGACACAAAACCAGUUUAGCUUCUGACAUCAUUUACAGGGAAAACUAAAUUAUAUUUUCCCUUUUUUUUUAGAUAAAAUACAGCUGGUCUACAAUCAGUUUAAAAUGUCAUCGGAAGAAUUUGAAAAGUUGCACGAAAUGUACAAAUCGCUGUAUGAUGAGCUCAAGCUAAUACCAGAGAAAGGUCUGCAGUGUUACGGAGAGGACAGAAAGAAGCUGGUGAGAGUCUUUGAUGAAAGGCAGGGGGAGGCUGAAGAAGUGUUAAAAGGAAUGGAAGAGGAGCUACGUGUUGCCCCUGCCUCCUUCCGCAAUGCAAUGAGUACGAAGCUGCGCCUAUAUCGCCGUGAUCUGGGCAAGCUGCAGAGGGACAUGAAAAAUUCUCCUCCCAGCUUUGGGCUCUCACCCCAGCCAGGAGAACGAAGACAACCAGGCAUCUCUUCCGCAGAAAAUCAACAACGUACGCACUUGCAGUCCCAACGAGCUCUGUUACUUCAGGGUACCGAGUCUCUGAACAGUGCCAGUCAGAGCAUCGAGCGAAGCCAGCGCAUCGCCGCUGAAACAGAGCAGAUCGGCACUGACAUUAUAGAGGAACUGGGAGAGCAGCGAGAACAGCUGGAUCGCUCCAGAAAUAGACUGGUUAAUACGGGAGAAAAUCUCAGUCGAAGUCGAAAAAUCCUUCGUGCCAUGUCACGGCGGCUGAUGACGAACAAGUUGUUAUUGGCUAUUAUUAUUUUAAUGGAGUUGGCCAUUCUGGGUGGUGUUGUUUACAUCAAGUUCUUCAGAAAAUGAACAAAACAGACCAUCUGAAAGCAUCUACAGUCUGGAAAGUCUCUGCUGACUGGCCAAUAGCAAUAAUGCUGUACUGUUGUUUUCAGCUCAUUUUUUUUACGAGUGCAAACAAGGACAAUGAGAUGGUUCAGUCUGAGAGUGGAGGACUUUAUUCCAUGGAAACUCCUUGAGGAAUCUGUAAUUUGCACUGUGUUAUCAGACUGUUAGUAGCAAGGAAACUGCACUGGGGGAUUUUCUUGGACUGGUACAGACCCCCAAGCGGCUCCCCCUACCCCUUCUGUAAAGUUUAUUGAAGUCUGAGUAUGAUCCACCCACUCCCAAAAGGGUGGAUACUCCUGUGUCUGCCCUUUUCAAACAUUAGUCAUACUACAAUGACUCAGAAGGUUUUUGGGGAGGAUUGAACAUGUUCAGAUUGAGAAACUUUAUUAUUAAUAUAGAACGCAAUAGUUUUGUGCUAUUAUCAUUGUAAUAAAACCUAUUGUACAUGAAAUGUCA
Molecule: messenger RNA, 1316 nt
Organism: Thalassophryne amazonica
Lineage: Eukaryota; Metazoa; Chordata; Actinopteri; Batrachoidiformes; Batrachoididae
Gene: vti1b
Product: vesicle transport through interaction with t-SNAREs 1B
Exons: 6
Coding region: 138-821 (227 amino acids)
Biological process (GO): macroautophagy; intracellular protein transport; vesicle fusion with Golgi apparatus
Cellular component (GO): endoplasmic reticulum membrane; Golgi apparatus; late endosome membrane
Molecular function (GO): SNAP receptor activity; SNARE binding
Source: RefSeq, a predicted model, not a curated record